Notodromas monacha is the source of this 3612-nucleotide messenger RNA. The record is from the annotation of a GenBank genome assembly. Lineage: Eukaryota; Metazoa; Arthropoda; Ostracoda; Podocopida; Cyprididae.
AGAACGUACAACGACUUGUCGCAGUAUCCAGUGUUUCCUUGGAUACUGGCUGAUUAUGAUUCGGGUUAUUUGAACCUUAACGACGUGAGUGCUUUCAGGGACCUGAGCAAGCCCAUGGGUGUGGUCAAUCCGAAGAAUGAAGCCGAAGUCCGGCAAAAGUACGAGACGUUCGAGGACAUGUCUGGAACCGUGCCAAAGUUUCAUUACGGAACGCAUUACUCGAAUUCCGCCGGAGUUUUGCACUUCUUGGUGCGAGUGGAACCUUUCACGUCUCUGCACAUCGAUCUUCAAAGUGGAAGACGUUGGUGGGUUCGGGGUGAAAUGACUGGGAAUGGCGACGAAUUCGGUUUCGGCCUGUUGUUGCUGGGUUCCGUAUGGCGUAGAUUUGGGAACGAUCGUCAAGAUUGUUGGUCCGUCGGUGCGUACGAGUGCAGCUGGAAUCAAGUAGCCAAUUGUUGUUCCGUAUCCAUUUACCACCGGCUGGAGCACAACGAUUUCCGGGUUGUUUUACCUGAAGGGGUGACGGAGGUCGCAGAAAAACGGUUUCUAAGCCGCUCGUGGUUCCGGUGUCACGUUUUGUCUUUAGGUUUGCUGAUGACGUUCGAUGUUGCUGAUCGCCAGUUUCAUUCCCUGAAGGGCACUUGGCAACUUCUCAUGGAAGGGGGUUCUGAUGUGAAAGAACUGAUUCCCGAAUUUUUCUACUUGCCUGAAUUCCUGAGCAAUGCCAACAAAUUCGAUUUGGGGAAACUGCAGAGUGGAGUUCGAGUUGACGACGUGAUUUUGCCGCCUUGGGCUUCAAAUCCCGAGGAUUUCAUUCAUAAACAUNAACUGCAGAGUGGAGUUCGAGUUGACGACGUGAUUUUGCCGCCUUGGGCUUCAAAUCCCGAGGAUUUCAUUCAUAAACAUCGAAAAGCAUUGGAGAGCGAGUUCGUGACGCAGACGUUGCAUAAUUGGAUCGACUUGAUUUUCGGUUACAAGCAGAAAGGAUCGCCUGCUAUUGAAGCUCUGAAUGUGUUCUACUAUUGCAGUUACGAGGGAGCGGUGGAUUUGGACGCGAUUGCGGAUUCCGCAGAAAGAGCUGCAAUCGAAGGCAUGAUAAAUAAUUUUGGCCAAACUCCUUGCCAAUUGCUGCGAGAUCCACAUCCUCGUCGCAUCUCACACGAAGAAUUCAUCUUCCGCGCGUCCAAAGACUACAAACCGCCGAAUCUGUUGGCUUUCACGCAGCACCUGGUUUCGAAAAACUUGCCAAUUUCUACGAGAAAUGACCCGGUUAUCCUUUGUUUCAUCCCGCUUCAUCAGCAUUCACCUGGACGAGCCUCGUUCAUUCAGCACUCGGGCAUGGACACGUUGUUGACCCUGACGGCGAGUGGGAUCGUGGGAAACCAUGCCUGGUUGCCGUCUGACAAAGCGAACCCACACGGGUUCUCCUUCUUCAAGGACAAUACCAUGCAUAACCCGAGGAGCAUGAAGAGGAUCGGUGGUGCGUGUUUCGACCCGUCGUUGGUGUUGAGUGAUAAGGUUUUUGCAGCGUCGAAUGACGGAAAGACGAUUUUCUGCGGAGGGCAUUGGGAUGGAUCCGUCGGAGUUUUCUUCAUAAGCAAAGCUAAAAUCAUUCAAGUCCUUCAUCGACACUUGGAUGUCGUGACAUGUUUGGCUGUGGAUGGAGCAGACUCGCUCCUGAUGAGCGGAUCGAAGGACACCACGUGUAUUCUAUGGUCGAUCGGACCGGCGAAUUCGUCAGCAAAUGGACCAGGUGUCGCCUCUGUUGUUGGUGUCGGAGUUGGCGGCACUUAUCCGCCAGCUGGCAGCCUUGAGGUGGAUCCACGACCCUUAUUCACGUUCUACGGGCACGAUGCACCCGUGACCUGCGUGUCACUUUGUGCAGAAUUGGAUAUGGCCAUGAGUGGUUCAGAGGAUGGAACCGUAAAUAUCCAUUCGAUACAAGACGGAUGUUUCAUGUUCUCUCUUAUCCCGCCGACUUACGCGAACAUGUGCGGCCCGGAAGUGUCUCUGCUGGCAAUGUCAUCGAUGGGCUACAUCGCAGUUUACUUUGAAGAGAAGACUGGAACAAAUCGCCACUUGGAUAUUUAUUCGGUGAACGGAAAGCAUUUGUUCGCGCAUCGACCUCAGCAUCCAAUUCUGAGUAUGGUUGCUCGAGGUGACCAUUUGCUGACUGGAGACAUUGCUGGGAUGCUCUCUAUCCGGGAAAUACACGGGUUGGCAUUAAUGAGCAUGAUGACGUUGGAAGCACCAAUGACGUCGAUGUCAUUUGCCCCCGGGGCAACGCAUCUUUUGGCAUCGCUGACUGACGGCAAUGUUGCCGUCAUCAAUGCCCAGUUCUUCUCGUCUUCCUGAGUUUCCAUCGAUAAAAGCAGUGAGCCUCAAGAGGAAUGCGAAAACAUAAGCUGUGGAAUGUAAAAGAUGUAUUUGAUGUCCGGAAGGUAAACUGUGCAGUGAGAAAAAAAUUAGUGUACUUCGCAUAUUUCGGAGCUUACAGGUGUACCUUGCGAUCAAAAUUUCUUUGAGAAUGUCAAGAUUAACAAGGUGUUCUUCGAAGUAAGAAAAGACGAAACUUUCUCCUCAAACACGAACGGCCAAUCGGGAAAAGCGGAGGCAUUUUCUUUUUUUAAUUACACUUCUGAAUUUAUGUGAAGUCUAUCCCGGUUCAAAAAUUACAGAAUUUCUCACUGCACAGGAAAUUUGUUGAACAAUCUGUACACGUUUACGAAGCAUACAUUUAAUGCCUAAAAGAAUCUCCGCAAAUUUUUGAUCGGAGGCUUGCUUUGUUUUUCAACUAAGGAAUCCUGAUUCAGCGUUUAGAGUCCGGCCAUUUUGAAUGACCGAUGAAAUAAUGAUUUUGGAUUAAAGGAAUUGGAUUUACAAUAAGACCGUGAGCAGUAUCUUCGUGCGGAUAUUUUUUUUCGUUUCGGAGUUGAGAUGUGCGUGUUUUAAAGUGGACCGGCUCAGGGAGUGGAUUUUCUGAAGUUAGCUGAAGUGUGUUGACAGCGAAGAAAACAACUGAAGGUUAACUAGUUCGACUGUCGAGUUUAAAAGGCUUAGACGGGAUCAGUGGUUCCAGUGCAAUUGAGAAUUGCCGUGAUUCAGUGGCUGCCUGUUUUAAAAGAGUUUUUGUUUUUAUAGACAUUUACAAGGGAUAUUAGGUUAGUUCAGCGCUGACCUUACAUGACGUAACAAAAGAUGUUGAGUUAUGUCAGCGUGUGUUUUUAUCGUGAUUGUGCAGAAGGAAUCGUGACAUCGGUAACGGGAAAAAAUCGGUAUUGGUUCAAGCGCAAUUUUUUUGUUUUUGUUUGAUUGACAAAACACUUUUUCAUGCCAUUGAAGGCUUCUCGAAACCUUGAUUGUGUUUUUUUGUAAUUGAUUGUGAUUUUGGGUUUGUUUCUGGCACCAUUCCGUUUCCGUGAUUUUUUUGUUCGGUGAAUCGUACAGCGGUUGUAUUUCGUCAAUUAUUCUGUCCAGAAAAUGUCAGUGUUAGCGAAAUCUCCAUUCCAGAAUGUUCAUGUGGGGCAACUUAAAAGUUGGCUCAUUUUAGUCCCCUUUUCCAAGAUUGUUGACGCGUGGUUGGAAUACAGAAGUAUCUGGUUACUUUGUCAA